AUGUCAACAAAAAAUAACGAAGAAAAUCCAUCGAAACACAUGCUAUGUGAAACAAUGGACGAAGUUGUUAAUACAAUUGAAAAAACUAUUCAAACAUAUACUCAAAUUGCAAUUGAUGAAAAAACGAAACUUAUCACACAAAAGGAUAAAUUCGAGAGAUUACCAACAGUCGAAAAUGUGAUCGAUGCAAUUGAUCAUCGUAAACAAAAUAUGAUUCGACGUGCUCAAAAUCAUUUGCAACAUACAAUAAUGAUAAGAUUCCCAGAAAACUUAUAA
Rotaria sp. Silwood2 is the source of this 276-nucleotide messenger RNA. The record is from the annotation of a GenBank genome assembly. Lineage: Eukaryota; Metazoa; Rotifera; Eurotatoria; Philodinida; Philodinidae.